This is a messenger RNA of Chaetomium globosum CBS 148.51, 1140 nucleotides long. RefSeq lists its product as uncharacterized. The transcript has 3 exons. Lineage: Eukaryota; Fungi; Ascomycota; Sordariomycetes; Sordariales; Chaetomiaceae. Bases 1 to 1140 code for a protein of 379 amino acids. The record is from RefSeq and is a predicted model, not a curated record.
AUGUUCGAAUACGUCGAGUUCCCGGUGCUGCCCAUAGUCAAGGUGCAUCUCAUCAUCAACUCCGUUCUUGCCUUGUUGACGGUCGUGGUCGUGGGCCUGCGUCUCGCCUCUCGCUUUAUCUCCGGCGCCGGACUCUGGUGGGAUGACUACCUCAUCAUCUUCGCCUUGCCUCAGGGCCUCGGCAUGCUCAUUAUCCAGGGGUUGUGGUCGCCCAUGGGAAUCGGCUUCAACAUCACCGAAACGAUGCCCAAUCUAGAAAACAUCCUCAAGAUGCUCGUCGCAUACGAGCUCAUAUAUGCGACCUCUAUCAGCACCAUCAAGCUUAGCAUCUUGCUCUUCUAUCUCCGUGUCUUUGUCAACCGCGGCUUGCGUAUGGCCACCGUAGCCGCUCUGAUCUUCGUCUCGGUGUGGAGUAUUGGCAACUUCCUCCAGGUCUUCCUCAUCUGCCGCCCCUUCGCCAAGACAUACACGCCUCUGAUGGAGGGCGAAUGCGGCGACCAAGUGGCCUCGUUCAUCGCCAUCGGCUCCUUCAACAUCAUCACCGACGUGAUCAUCCUGACGCUCCCGCUGCCGACGGUCUGGGCGCUCAAGAUGUCCACCCCCGCGAAGCUUGGUCUGACGGGCGUGUUCCUCGUUGGUCUCGUCGUCAGCGUUAUCGGCAUCAUCCGCAUCGUCACCCUAACGCAGCUCGAUCUGAUGAACCUCACGGGGACCAUGAUCUGGGCCGACUUCUGGUCUGCUACUGAGCCCAACCUGGCCAUCCUGUGCGUCAGUCUACCCAUGAUGGGCUCGCUCUGGUCCCGGUGCGUUGCGACACGCCGGGGAAACUCCAAGCUAGCAUACCACUCUUCCGAGAGCGGCACCCACGGCAGCGCCUUCAGCAAGCUCAAGAACCAGAGCGCCACCGACACGCAGAUUCCGCUCGAGGGCCUCUACGCCGCGAACCAGACGGUACAAUACCGGUCGGCCGUUGCCGCCACGGACGGCCCCAGGCCAGACCAUGACGUGGAAGCAGGGAACUUUGCCGACAAGGACAAGGACAGCGGCUCCGAGGUGGCCCUGACGGAGCAGCCCCCCUAUCGGACGGACCCACAAACGGGCAUCAGGGUGCAGACGAAGUGGUCCAUCUCACACGACUAA